AUGUCCGACUCACAAGCCUGGCUAAUCACUCUCGAAGAGCACUGGCUCUCGAAAUAUGUGCAAGAGUACUACGUAAAGCAGGGCAAGCCGGACCCAUACUCAGGACCCGCGUUUGAUAAUUUUCGCUCGGUUCUCAAGACAGUAGGAGAGAUUCGCAUCACCGAUAACGAGAAAGGCCGCGUGCGUCUCCAGGUCAUCUCUCACGGGCCAAACACGAUUCCCAUCGACGCCACAACCUGCAUCGCCGCCAACGACGAAUUGGCCCAAGCCAUCUCCCACCACUCCGAGCGCUACCGUGGCUUCGCUCUGUUACCGAUCGACGACCCGGCAGCGGCAGCAACAGAGCUCUCACGCGCCGUCACACAGCUAGGGUUCGUGGGCGCUAUGAUUGAUAACACGACUGAGGGCCGCUUCUACGACGACGAGUUCUUCUGGCCCAUCUGUGCCGCAGCUGAGAAACUGGACGUACCUAUCUACCUGCACCCCAGUUACAACGAGCAAACGGCCGUUAUACUGUACAAAGGCAACUACUCACCGGUGAUUGCGCGUUCGCUGAGCACUAACGGUUGGGGUUGGCAUGCCGAGUGCGGUACGCAUUUUUUGCGCCUAUAUGCCUCAGGCCUAUUCGACAAGUAUCCACGGUUCAAGCUGGUGCUGGGCCAUAUGGGUGAGAUGUUGCCAUUCCAGCUCGACCGUGUCGCUCACUGGGUCGAGACAAUGUGGCGCGAGGGCCCAAAGCGGUCUUUGCGCAGUGUGUGGGACGAGAAUGUCUGGAUCACCACCAGUGGCAUGUUCUCGCUGAGUCCCGCGGCAUGCUUGCUGAGACAGUGCAAGCCAGACCGCAUCUGUUAUUCGGUGGACUAUCCGUUUGCAUCUAACGAGGCAGGUCUCAAAUUUAUGGAAGAGCUGCGGACUUCCGGGCUGGUCAGCGUGGAACAGCUCGAGGCAAUUGCGUAUGGGAAUGCGGCAAAACUGCUCAACCUGGAGUUGUCGUGA
Molecule: messenger RNA, 996 nt
Organism: Fonsecaea multimorphosa CBS 102226
Lineage: Eukaryota; Fungi; Ascomycota; Eurotiomycetes; Chaetothyriales; Herpotrichiellaceae
Exons: 1
Coding region: 1-996 (331 amino acids)
Biological process (GO): secondary metabolic process
Cellular component (GO): cytoplasm; cytosol
Molecular function (GO): carboxy-lyase activity; hydrolase activity
Source: RefSeq, a predicted model, not a curated record